This is a messenger RNA of Anguilla rostrata (American eel), 1402 nucleotides long. Its product is annotated as G0/G1 switch protein 2-like. Lineage: Eukaryota; Metazoa; Chordata; Actinopteri; Anguilliformes; Anguillidae. The transcript has 2 exons. The coding region runs from base 119 to 460 and encodes 113 amino acids. The record is from RefSeq and is a predicted model, not a curated record.
CGCUUUCUCUGCCCUCCACUCAGCAGCAAUUGCUUGAGACGCCGGGCAGCGGGCAACAAUUCGGGAACUGGAAUUACACCAAAAGAUUAAAACAAAGCACAAAACAACCCCAUUAAAAAUGGAGACCAUUCACGAGAUCAUUCCGUUUGCCAAGGAGAUGUUGAGCCAGAAGCCCAGCCGUCACAUGGUGAAGGUUUACCUGGCAGGAAGUGCGAUGGCGUUCCUCGGGGUGGCGCUGGGCCUGGUGGAGACGGUCUGCCAGCCCUUCUCGGCUGAGGAGCCCCUGGACGAGGAGCUGGCCAGGCUGGAGGAGCGCGAGCAGCGUCUGCUGGAGGCUGAGAGGCAGAGAGAGCGGACAGAGGGGACCCCGCUGCAGAGUGAGGUGACCCAGCCCAAGAAGGAGAUUCAGCAGGCAGCGAUCAGGCGGAGGAGCUCAGCCAACAGACUGCAUGCAUCCUAAACACGCUGCUACACACACACACACACAGAUACAUGCACACCCUGCCACACACACAUAUACACACACACACACGUACUGUACUUGCACAUACACACAUGCGCACACAGAGACCGGAGACGUGUGCCCGCACACACACACACACACACAAAGACAGAGACCACAGACAUGUGCAUGCACAUACACACAGAGAGAGAGAGAGAGAGAGAGAGAGAGAGAGGAAGACAGAAAGAGAAAGGAGAGAGAGAGUUCCAUGACCAUGUGUUGAAUGACUAAAUACAGACUUGAUGUAUGAAUGACUGACAAAAGACUUGAAACCACCAUGCCAUACAUGGUGAUUAGUAUGUGUUGAUACACUCAAAGUGUCACAAAGAAAAACAGCACCCAUACCCUUGUUUCCGCUUUGAAGUCCACAGAAGACCAGACAGACAGCUUGAUUAAUUCUGUUAGGCUGCUUUGGUUUAGCAAUGUAAGGGAGUCUUGCCUGACAAAGCAAAGGUUUUAGCCAUUUAGCUGAAGUCCUUAUCCAGAGCAACAUGCACAGCUUACAUUCUUUUACAUACAGUCCAUUCAUGGAGCUGGGUAUUUUACAAAAGCAGCUCAGGUUAGCCAUCUUGCUCGACGGUACAAGAGCAGUGCUCCACCUGGGAAUGAAACCUGUAAGCUGUGAAGCUGUAAACCCAGUCCUCUAACCACUUUGUUACACGGCCAACCAGUAGUAAAAUCAGAGCGAGGUAAAAAAGACUCCCAAGAUGAGGAUAUUUCUGGCUGCUGCGCGGCUGGGGGUCUUGCGUGAGAUCCAUGACUGUCCCGUACUGUGAUGUUGAUGAUGUUACACUUGUUGAUUGUAUGAAUAUUUUUUAUACAGAAACUCCCAUGUACUGUAUUUUUCAGUGCUGUAUUUUCACUGUUUUUUGCAACUCAAUAAAUAGCUAUAUUUAUUUA